CCGGAGGGAGGUGCUGCUGAAGCACAAUCUACAUCAUAACUGCAUCAUAACUGCAUCAUAACUGCAUGCAUAUUCUCCCCCCAGUUGUUAUGGAUAAGUGUGGAGGAAGAGGUGCUGCAGUGACAGCAGUGAUGAAGCUCUGAAGUCAGCUUUGGAGACGUUUUGGAGACGGAUCAGCUUUGGAGACGUUUUGGAGACGCCAGCAGUACGCACGGUCUGCAGGACUGCUCGGCUCGUUUUCUUAAAGUCUGCAGCCUUUUUUGCAUGUUUUCUUCUUUUUAAGUGCACUUGGAGUAGUUUGCAUUGUGUUUUCUUCUUUCUCUAACAUGGGGGAAAGCGUGCGUAUCGGGCAGAUGUGCUUUGGCUCUGUGGAAGUUUAGCUCAUCUUUGCAUUUGAACCAGGAGGCUUAAAACUCCAGAGAGAGAUGGCCAGCGAGAGGAAACCACGGCUUUGUGUCAUGACAAAAGCUGAGGACGGGUAUGGAUUUCACUUGCACGGUGAGAAAGGGAAGAGUGGACAAUACAUCCGAAAGGUGGAGGCCGGCUCUCCUGCAGAAGCGGCCGGGCUGCGCGCAGGGGACCGGGUGGUGUCAGUGAAUGGAGACAACGUGGAGAAAGAGACACACCACCAGGUGGUACAGAGGAUCAAAGCUUUGGACAACGAGACCAGGUUGCUGGUGGUGGACCAUGAGACACAUGAAAGUCUGCGCAGCCUCCGACUCACAGCCACAGAGGAGAUGGCCGUCGUCGGGGUCGGGGCUCCCUCCUCCUCCUCCCCCCCAGCCUCCCCCUCACCGGCCCCGUCGUCGGUCCCGUCCUCCCCCAGCAAGAAGCGGGAGAACGGCUCGGUGUCCAAGCAGCCGGUCACGCCGAGCAGCCAGGUGCAGAAGCCCACCAGGAGGUCUCCGUCGAAGGCUGCGAAGAAGGAGGCUGUUGCCCAGGCUGAAGUCCAGUCCCAGUCACGGCCCCCAGUCGACCCGUCCGAGCUCGCUCCACGACUUUGCCACCUGAUGCGCUCCGACACGGGCUACGGCUUCAACCUCCACAGCGACCGGUCCAAACCCGGACAGUACAUCCGCUCCCUGGACCCGGGAUCCCCUGCUGACCACGCAGGGCUCCGGCCACAAGACAGGCUGGUGGAGGUAAAUGGUGUGAACAUCGAGGGUAUGCGGCAUGCAGAGGUGGUGGCCUUCAUAAAGAAAGGGGGAGACGAGACCUGGCUGUUGGUGGUGGACCAAGAAACAGACAAACACUUCAAGAGGAGAGGGAUUGUCCCCACAGUCAACCUUCUCAGAGACUAUGACGGUCCGUCCAUGUCAAACGGCUCCCCGAACCCUCAGAUCAACGGCAGCUCCACCACACAGUCCUUCAGGUCCACACACUCCGACCUCAGCAGCCAGGGAAACAGCACACAGCUGGCGGAUGACGGCGGCCAGCUGAUGGACCCGUUCGCUGAGAUGGGCCUGAGUUUGAGCGCUACGGCAGCAGAGGAAAAGGUAAAGGUCCAUUCCAAAGAGAAGAAGAAGGCGCCGCAGAUGGACUGGAUGAAGAAAUACGAGCUGUUCAGCAACUUCUGAGACCACCCCACCACCACCCCCACACCACCCCCUCCAAUGACACUACAAACACCAGAGAAGAACCAAUACCCCCCUUACAACAGAAGAUAUUUUGUUCCUGGAAUUAAAUGUGACAAAAGGAAAAAGUUGAACUAUGAAUAUAACAUUUAACAGCUUCCUUUCCCUCUUCAAAGUACAACAUGAAGAAAGUUCUUUCUGUCUGCAAAAACUGUGAAUAUUUUUGCUAUAAUCAGAAGAGCAUCUUUAAAAGCAUCCCAUACGUGUACUUGUGUCAGGUGCGAGUGUUACAAGCAAGUUUCCACAAAUUUACCUAAAUCCUCACCACUUUUUUCUCCACUUUAACCCUCCUAUUCUCCCUACUUUAAAGACUAAAAUCAAACAAAUGAGGGAGACAGUUAUUUUUAUAUUUAAAAAGUAUAAACAGCUAUUACAAAAACAAGUAUCCCAUCAUCAUCAUGGACUGCAUUGAAGGAGUUUUAUGGACACUGUGACAAUAAUGAUUGUGGACAUUGUGGGAGUUUUGGCCCAUCAGUCAGAGGAAUCCCAAAGUUGGCAGAAGAUCACUGUGAAAGAGUCGAGACCCUCCACCUCCACCUCCACCUCCACCUCCACCUCCAGCCCACGCAGACGUUGGAUAAUAAUCACCCGCAAAGAAAAGGACGGCUGUGUGUUACGUCUCCUAUAUAUAUUUGUACUUUUACACAGAGUUCAUUAACUGAUCAUCAGCCCUGCUUUAUUCAAAGAAUUCAUGUUACUUGUUAUUUAGCACUCCGUCUCAAUAAUGUAUCACCACUAACCUCUUUUACGAAAGUGCUCCAGUGUACAUGUGCAUAACAAAGGAAAGCACCACUAACAAUAAAUGUAUUGACAAAGUGAACAAUAGAAACUGGAACAUAGAAGAAAGGAAGUUUUUUUUCUCAGGACAAAUGACGCGAUGAAAGAGUUUAUCAUUGGAGAACAGCAGAGGGCAAACUUACACCACAAAUAGAAGAGUGACACUUAAACCAAACAGAGAAGAUGUUUUCUGGCUGUUUUUUUCUGGUUGUGUCCGACAACUUCUUAGUUUGGAUCAGUUAAUUCUACUGGUUACCUGGCAACAGCUCAGGGUCAAGAAACAGUGCAAAAUGUACAUGUUUGUUUUUUGUACGGAUUAAACAAACAAGACAACAUGUUAGUUAGUGAGCUUUAGAGGUGCCCGGCUAGCUGUUCCCCCUGUUGUCUAGUCUUCAUGCUAAGCUAAGCCAACCAGCUGCUACAUAUUUACCAAACAGCUAACCGGCUACUCACGUUGGCCUAAAUUCACCACACAGACACGAGAAUGGUGUCAAUCUUCUCAUCUAACUUUCAUACAAAUAAGAGUAUUUCCCCCCAAAAUGCCCUCACAAUUCCUUUAACUAAAUACGGGGCCAGGUUGAGGAAAGAAAGCAUCAGAUAGUAUGUUGGAGUAAAGUGUGGGAGAGGCUUCACAGUGAGGUCAGAGAUGCUCUGGAGGAUCUACUGAAAGAGACGCUGGGAGCCGGGGAGCUUACUGAGGAUUACGACACACACAGGGACAGCUGUCACACACACAGAAGGAGCACAAUGUGUGUGUGUGUGGAGAAGGUAUAAAUGCCCUUAUCCAGUCAGUGUUGAUUAAAUACAUUACAACAAGAGGGACUGCAGGUUGGAGGGUCAUAUAUGUGGACAUCUUGUCUUGGUUUUGUAAACUCACCCAGCCUUCAUUCAUCUCUGUACAUCAGUCUGUUUGUUCUGACAGUCACAGCAGAAAAAACACUCUGUUAACACGUCUGAUGUAUAUACAGUAUAAGAAUACAGUAUAUAUGGCAGGUUGCAUUUUUUCAAUAAAGUGUGACAAUGGCGUUUUUUGGAAUAUAUUAAAUUCUUGCCAUCGUCUCUUAAGCCUUCUCCAGUCCGUCCUCUUGAACAUUUAGUUUUCCAUCCCUCUCCACAAGCUCGUACUUUGUUUUGAACCUCUUUGUCCGACUGAAGCGAUCACAUUUCUCUCACAUUCCUCCUUUUUAUUGGUCUCUUUUAUUAGUUGGGCUACUAAAAUAUCUCCCAUUUGCUCCCGUUUCCUCUCUUUCUCUCCCUCGGUCUCUCUUGCCGAGGAUUAUGCCAGCGUUCAAUUUCAGUUUCAGCCCGUUCUCAGACAAUUCACCACCAGACAGCUGCCGGGAGCUUUGAGGCCACACAAAGGUUAAACAGAGGUCAAAAGUGUGUUGAACCUGUGUGUGUGUCUGUGUUUGUAUUUUUAUUUUUUAUCAUUUCUAUGUGUAUUUAGUCUAAGAAAGAAAUUGGUUGAAGAAGUACUCAGAUGUUUUAAGUAAAAGUGCAAAUAGAAAUCACUCUAUUAAAGUAA
Molecule: messenger RNA, 3936 nt
Organism: Anoplopoma fimbria (sablefish)
Lineage: Eukaryota; Metazoa; Chordata; Actinopteri; Perciformes; Anoplopomatidae
Product: Na(+)/H(+) exchange regulatory cofactor NHE-RF2
Biological process (GO): protein localization to plasma membrane
Cellular component (GO): apical plasma membrane
Molecular function (GO): protein-membrane adaptor activity; signaling receptor binding
Source: RefSeq, a predicted model, not a curated record